AUGGACAGGCUUCAGUUCUGCACCAGUCUCCGCCAACGCCCAGCAUGCAGUAACGCGGUGAUGGCCUUUCGCACCGCCAAAUGGAGAGAAGCCAGACUAGAGACCCACGAUGCCGCCAUGCUCCUCCCAGCCCAGCAGUCUCGCCAGCUGCACGAGUCUGUGCUGCGCGCGAGCUUUGUGUCGACGAGCGACCUUGAUGUCGAUGACGGGACUACAGCAGGCAGUACAUUUUCGGCGGGUACCUGGCAGCGUAUCGAGCGGUUGUACUACCUGAAUGGCAGCGGCCAAGAUUCGGUCAUUGUGUUUGUCCUCGAAUAUGCUAGCAAAGACAAUGCCGCGUCUAGUAGCCGUGCGAUGAACCUCUAUACAAAACUGCAAGCCGAGUACGUCAUGGGACCAAACCUCGCUUUUUACAUCAUGUUGAGGUCUAGCCACCUGACAAUGCCCAUGUCUGUCCUCAGCCUCAUGGAAAGCGAUCUUGUUAUCCCCGUCGUCCCUUGCGCAACGUGGGAGCUAGUCCCACAGACACUCGUAGCCUUCCAUCGACAGUUGUGCGUCAACCGCCGUCCAAAGCUGGUGCCACGAGCCCAGAACAACAACGCCUCAAUCGAGCAGACUCUCGAAGUGUUGCGGCACAGUAUCACCCACAAACCACUCUCGGACCACAGUAUCCACGUACUGACGGACCUGACGACUGGAUUCCGUGAUUACUUGGACAAGCUCGACGACCCUGAAGCACAGGAGAAGAUCUUGGGGUAUCUCGGAGAGGAAGGGCAGCGGGCGCUUGCGUUUUGGCUGGAGGACUUUCUUGUCCCACGCUCAUCUACUCUACGAGUCUGAUUGUGGCGUGUUCUUUGGAGCAGCCUGAAGUCACGCCUUGGCAGUGUGCCCGUGGUGUCUGUGCUUGGAGGUGAUGG
Molecule: messenger RNA, 917 nt
Organism: Microdochium trichocladiopsis
Lineage: Eukaryota; Fungi; Ascomycota; Sordariomycetes; Xylariales; Microdochiaceae
Exons: 3
Coding region: 1-840 (279 amino acids)
Source: RefSeq, a predicted model, not a curated record